Prorocentrum cordatum is the source of this 408-nucleotide messenger RNA. Lineage: Eukaryota; Dinophyceae; Prorocentrales; Prorocentraceae. The record is from the annotation of a GenBank genome assembly.
GACACGCUGAAGGAACUCCAAUUCGAGGACGACUAUCAGAGCGCGGAAGCGCGCGCCAAUUUGGGCGCCUCAGCCAUCAUCCCAGUCAACAGCGACAUGGGAGAUUGCGGCCCAGACAGCAUCCGGUUGAUCGCCGCGGUGGCGGGCGCCUCCACGGCCGCGACCCCCGGCACCCCGCGCGGGGAGAAGCAGGCUUCACCGUUCAAGCUGGCGGCCGAGGCUUCGCCUCCAAAGAGCAAGCGCGCGAUGGCGGCCAGCGGGCUGGCGGCGACAUCCCCGCCGAAGCAUGCUGCCGCGACCAAGGGCGACGCCGCGCCCAGCUCCAAGAAGCGGCCACUGCCGCGGGGCCCCGCCCCUGAGUCGAGCAAGCCUCGACUGGCCCGGGCGCCCGCGAGGCCCAGCCCUGGG